Dinoponera quadriceps is the source of this 2446-nucleotide messenger RNA. RefSeq names its product RNA-binding protein Nova-1 (gene pasilla). Lineage: Eukaryota; Metazoa; Arthropoda; Insecta; Hymenoptera; Formicidae. The transcript has 5 exons. The coding region runs from base 839 to 2278 and encodes 479 amino acids. Gene Ontology annotation, cellular component: cytoplasm; nucleus. Gene Ontology annotation, molecular function: mRNA binding. Gene Ontology annotation, biological process: regulation of alternative mRNA splicing, via spliceosome; mRNA splicing, via spliceosome. The record is from RefSeq and is a predicted model, not a curated record.
UUUUGACAAUCUCGCCGUGCUCUGUUGACACGGCGGCCCGCUCGCCGUUCCCUUUCGUUUCCCACCUCCGAGGUCUGACUCGUCGGUGGCGGCGGAUCGCCUGGGCGAUCGCGUAUGUACACCGCGACAACGCGAAUACGGUGCACCGCCGCCGCACAGCGCCUCUCCUCGCGCAUCCUCUCCUGUGCCACGUCUCCUCUUUCCGCCCGUUGUCUGAUCGCCCCUUUUCCUUUUUUCCUUUCUCUCUCUCCCUCUGUCCUCGCUUUUCGCGUCGUGUCCCUCGGAGUCGCGGAGUGCGUCCACGUUCGACGGCGACCGGAGUCGCGCACCGCGUCGCAGUGGGAAACGGUGUUUUGAAUUUUGACGUUCCGUUUCUCUCUUUCCUUUUCGUUCCCUCCCCCUCUCUCUCUCUCUCUCUCUCAUUCCCUCGACUACGUGUGGGCGGUCGUGCCUGUAGAACGUCGACGUUAAUGGAGGACCGCUUCCACGGCGGUGGCUGCUCCUACGGUGACUCUGCAACUUUGUCGCGCGGACAUCGUGGAAAUAGCGGCGCACCGCGUCAUCGCGCGUUCCCGCUGUCGUCGUCAUCAUCCGCGUCGUCGUUGUCAUCAUCAUCGUCAUCAUCAUCGCGUAUCAAUCGCGCGCACUUGUCCGCGCUCCGUUCGUCGGCGCGUAUCCGUAGCGCCGCGGUGCCGCAGCCGCCGUUGAGAAGCCACCGUUGUUGCCGCUGUCGCCGCUGCUGUCGUCUUCGUCGUGGUGGUCGUCAUCAUAGUCCUCGUAGCCGGAACGCGCGCCGCCGCUGUCAUCCGCGCGCAGCAGAACGACGGCGCCCGCUAGGAUGUGGCGCAUCGGUGGAGAUGGAACGUAUCACCUCAAAGUACUGGUCCCCGGUGUGGCAGCUGGGGCCAUCAUCGGAAAAGGUGGAGACACAAUUGCUCAACUUCAAAAGGAUACGGGGGCAAGGGUGAAAAUGUCUAAAUCGCAUGAUUUUUAUCCAGGAACUACCGAAAGAGUAUGCCUGAUCACAGGCAGCGUAGAAGCUAUAAUGGCGGUAAUGGAUUUUAUCAUGGAGAAAAUACGCGAGAAACCUGACCUCACCUCGAAAACUACGGUCGACUUUGACUCUGGUAAAGCCACUGCGGAGAGAGAUAAGCAGGUGAAAAUUUUAGUGCCUAACAGCACUGCAGGGAUGAUAAUAGGAAAGGCCGGGAAUUACAUUAAGCAGAUUAAAGAGGAGUCCGGCUCGUAUGUCCAAAUAAGUCAGAAAGCUAAAGAUCUAUCACUUCAAGAGCGAUGCAUAACGGUGAUCGGUGAGAAAGAAAAUAAUCGUAAUGCGUUACUCAUGAUCUUAGCGAAAGUGGCAGAUGAUCCGCAAAGCGGAACCUGUCUUAAUGUCAGUUACGCGGAUGUAAGUGGUCCCGUUGCCAACUACAAUCCUACAGGCAGCCCGUACGCUCAAGCCCCCACAAGUACUCCCACGUAUACGUCUACAGCUGGUUUAAACACAGUGAGCCUCUUGAACGGCGCUGGUCUAAGUCUGAAUCUGAAUCUGGGCGCGGCCAUUACAGCGGGCACCGCACCAGUAACGACGCAGCUGUUGGAACACAUAAAGCUGAAUCUACGUACAACAGGCUUUUCCGAGCCCGCCGCUACGGAGAUACUCGCCGCGAUCGCCACCCUCGCCAAGUACAAUAUCCUUGGGAUGGGGAUCGGCAUGCCGUCGAGUAUGAGUUAUUUGGGCAAUCCGAUGGACAGUACCACGACCGCGAACGGUUCGAAUAACAACGGCGGCGUGUUUGGACCGAUCGGUACUGUGCCCGCACUCGGAUCGACCUCGCCGACGCCGCGCAACACCCUCGAUCGGUACGAGCCGUUCGAUCCGUUCAGACAGAACAACACUGCUGCCAGUGCUAUACACCUGAACAACAAUUCGUUCGGCCUGGGCACUAACCAGUUAUCACUUGUAAGUAAGAGUCCUACACAGGUAGACGCCAACAGCAAGGAAACCAAGAAAGUAGACAUAGAAAUUGCAGAGGUUAUAGUGGGAGCUAUUCUGGGACCCGGUGGUCGUGCCCUCAUUGAGAUUCAGCACCUAAGUGGCGCCAACAUACAAAUCUCUAAGAAGGGCAUGUUCGCCCCUGGUACCAGGAACCGCAUAGUGACUAUCACGGGUUAUCCCAAUGCGAUCAACACUGCUCAGUACUUGAUCGAGCAGAGGAUCAGUGAAGAGGAGGCGAAGCGAGCACGUCAGAAUGCCAUCGCCAAUAUGAUCCAUUGAUUUCACGUACGGCAUACCACUUGUUCAUCCCCAUUAUUGAGCUCCGUUGUUCACCUCUUCACGCCCUGAGAAGUCGCGCCCGACAAACGGCGGUUCUCUUCUCUCCCUGACUUUUCGAUAUAUACGAUAUAUAUAUACUACAUAUAUAUAUACUAUAUAUACAUAUAU